Messenger RNA from Paramuricea clavata, 617 nucleotides. Lineage: Eukaryota; Metazoa; Cnidaria; Anthozoa; Malacalcyonacea; Plexauridae. The record is from the annotation of a GenBank genome assembly.
GUGGAAAUCAGUAUUCAAAAGAAAAGCGUACCCGAAUGAGCGAGAGGUCCUCGACAACAACAUCAUUAAUACUUCAAGCGUUGAAGAUCAGUCGACUGCUGAAAGUACAUGUGAAACUUCAGUGUCAGCAUCAGCACGGAAAAUUAAUUUGGGUAACAAAGAGAUGCCCGAGUUAAACAAAAGUGAAGUAAGUGGCUACCGAUUUAUAAAUCUUGCGAUUUUGGGAACUAUAUUUAAACUAUAACCCUGCAAGGAUUGCAAUGAAUGUCAGUUGAUGCUCAUUGAAGAUGAUCUCAGUGAAUGGGAUGUGCAUCAUGUCUUUCAGUUUGGUGUAGCUCGUGUGGAUGUUCUGAAGUUUUUUAUACCUCUGAAAAGCUUGGUCAUUGCUUUGAAAUCAACAGAAGAAUGACCUAUGCCAUGAGGUUGCUUGGUUGUGGGUUAUCAGCAAUGGAGAGGUUUGUUCGACCAUGAACAUGCCACCGCCAGUUAACCCUAAAGCUUUUGACUACCAUAACAAAGCUAUAUUACAUGCUGUAAAAGAUGUUGCAGAAGAAACCAUGAAUGAUGCAGUCCAAGAAAUCCACAAUUUGAACAGUGCAGAAGUUGAUGAAGACUGA